This is a messenger RNA of Ailuropoda melanoleuca (giant panda), 5514 nucleotides long. It is a transcript of the gene EIF2AK2, whose product is annotated as eukaryotic translation initiation factor 2 alpha kinase 2. Lineage: Eukaryota; Metazoa; Chordata; Mammalia; Carnivora; Ursidae. The coding region runs from base 230 to 1858 and encodes 542 amino acids. The transcript has 16 exons. Gene Ontology annotation, biological process: eiF2alpha phosphorylation in response to endoplasmic reticulum stress. Gene Ontology annotation, cellular component: cytoplasm; nucleus. Gene Ontology annotation, molecular function: eukaryotic translation initiation factor 2alpha kinase activity; ATP binding. The record is from RefSeq and is a predicted model, not a curated record.
GCUGGUGAGCCCUGGCCCGGCCGCGCGGGAGCGCUGUCCGAGGCCCGCCGCCGGGGUGCGGGGCCCUUCCCGGAGCCCGGGAAACAAUCACGCAGCGCGCUGGGGACCGAAAGCCAUUUUUUUUCCCCCGCGAAGAAUUUCUGUAAGAGCAAGUAACGAAUGUCCCCGGCCGGAGUGCCGGGGUGGCGGGGUGGCAGGGGAUCUAGCGGGAAACAGGUUACUAGAAGAAAUGGCCAGUGAGCGUCCACCAAGUUUUUCUAUAGAAGAACUUAAUACAUACUGUCAGAAGCACAGUUUGGUACUUAAGUAUUAUGAACUGUCUAAAGAAGGACCUGCGCAUAACUUAAAGUUUACAUUUCAAGUUAUCAUAAAUGAGAGAAAAUAUUCAGAAGCUGAGGGUAAAUCAAAGAAGGAGGCCAAAAAUGCUGCAGCCAAAUUAGCUCUUGAAAAACUUAAUGAAGAAAGCAAGGCGGUUAGUCCUUUAUCAGUGCCAACAACAGAUACUUCAGAAGGAGUAGGAGUAGGGUCCAUUGAGAACUUCAUAGGCCGUUUGAAUAGGCUUGCCCAGAAGGAAAAACUCUCCGUAAAUUAUGAGCAAUGUGAGUUGAAAGAAUAUGGGCCAGAAAGAUUUUAUUAUCGAUGCAAAAUUGGGCAGAAAGAGUACGCGGUUGGUGGAGGUGCCACAAAACAAGACGCCAAACAGAUGGCCGCUAAAUUUGCAUAUGAUCAGAUACAGUCAGAGAAAAACUCAAUGAAAGAUGACUCAGUAUCAAAUGAUUCUUGGGCAUCUUCGUCUAGCGACUCUGGAAACAACACUUUGGUGAAAAGCAUAUUUGCUUCUAGAUCACCUCUUGAAAAUGAUAUCUCACCAAAUGCACCAGAAGGAAAUUGUAACAGCAACAGUGUAAAUAAUUCUUCAUCUCCUCUGAGCAAUUGCAGAAGUUGUGAAAAGAGGGUAAAAAGAAGUUUGGCCCCUACUUUUAACUCUCCUGUGACCAAAGAAAACAAGUACACUGUGGAAGUCAGGUUUGCUAGUGAUUUUACAGAAAUAACACCGAUUGGCUCAGGCGGAUACGGUCAGGUUUUCAAAGCAAAGCACAAAAUUGAUGGGAAGACUUAUGUUAUUAAACGUGUUAAAUAUGAUAAGGACAAGAAGGUAGAGCGUGAAGUAAAAGCUUUGGCAGCGCUUCGUCACCCAAAUAUUGUUCACUACUGUAGCUGCUGGGCUGGGGAGGAUUACAAUCCCGAGGACAGCAUCAAUCCUUCAAGACCAAAGAUUAAGUGCCUUCUCAUCCAAAUGGAAUUCUGUGAUAAAGGGACAUUGGAGGCAUGGAUUGACAACAGAAGAGGCAAGAAACCAGACAAACCCUUGUCUCUGGAGUUAUACGAACAAAUAGCAGCAGGCGUGGAGUAUAUACACAACCAACAGCUAAUUCACAGAGACCUUAAGCCAGGUAACAUAUUUUUAGUAAAUACAAAACACAUAAAGAUUGGAGACUUUGGACUUGUGACAUCCUUGAAAGAUUAUGAAAAUCGGACAAGUAAUAAAGGAACUCUUCGAUAUAUGAGCCCAGAGCAGAUUUCUUCACGAGAAUAUGGAAAAGAAGUGGAUAUCUUUGCCUUGGGGUUAAUUCUUGCAGAACUUCUUUACAUAUGUCCCACUCUUUCGGAAACAGUGGAGAUUUUUAAAGAGCUAAGGGCUGGCAAGUUCUCAGAUGUGUUUGAUGCCAGAGAAAAAAUUCUUCUGGAGAGAUUACUGUCACAUGAUCCCAUGAAGCGACCUAGUGCAUCUGAAAUACUGGAGACUUUGAAGACGUGGAAGAAUGUUGUAGUGAAAAAGGAACGAAGCACAUGUUAGAGCCCUUCUAAAAAAGGCUUUUGGAUAUUCAAUUUUUUGGUAACUGUCUAAAAUCUUCUAGGGACUACUGAUGAUAUUUACCUUCUAUUCUCAUCUUUCCCUUAAUUUUUCACUACGUUUUAGGAAAGCUUGAAUUUUUUUUUUAACUUCAGAAACGUUCAUACAUUUGCCUAAUUUUCCUGGCUUAUCUCCUUAUUAUAAACAUAGGGAGGGAAAUCUCUCAAAUUUUUAUAUCAAUUAGUGAAUCAAUCAAUUAAUACAUAUUUAUUAAGUGUUCACUCUUUCUAGGCCAAAAAAUAUAAGAUCUUUCCCUGUCUUAAAUAACUAACCAGCUCGUUGGAGAAAUAUGGUAUCCAUAAAAAGAUAAGUGAUAUACAAUCAUUUUGGGAAACAAUUUGGUUUGAUCUGGUUAAGUUGAAGGUGUACAUACCUCAAAGCCAUCAAUUCCAUUCCCACUAGCAUGCCUACAAGAAUGUUCAUAGAAACUCUGUUUAUAACAGCCAAAAGAACAAAAAACAAUGUCCAUCACAAGAAGAAUGGAUAAAUAAAUUGUAUUUUUUCCACACAUUGUAAUACCGUAUAGCAGUAAAAAUGAAUGAAUGACAAGCUAAAUAUAGUAACAUGAUACAUCUCCUAGGAACAUAAUGUUAAGCAAACAAAGCAGGUUACAGAAAAUAUAGACAGAAAGGUUCUCUUUACAUAAAGUUCCAGAGAAUGAUAAAUGAAAUAAUUUUGUUUAGAAAUGCAAACAAAUAUGGUCAAACAAUAGAGGGAAAGAAAGGAAUAAGAAAUAUUAAAUCCCAUAGUGGUUCUCUGAGGAGGGACGGAAGGUGAGGGAGAUCCGGGAGGUCAACUGCAAAGGUAACAGUUCACUACGUUUCCUUAAGCUGUUGAGUUUUUUAGAACUAGAAGCUUGAUUUGAUUCUGGUUCAAAUUUUUUCCCCAAGAAUGCUGCAUCGGUGAUGCUGUAUACCUCCUUUGGUAUUACGUCAGGAGGGCUGUGUUUGGCUGUUCCACUUUCGGUGAUCUGAAGAUUGAUCGGUGGGCUCUGGGGGUGCCAUGUACUAUCAGGUUUCCUCUCCAUCUUCUGCAUAACGGUUUUGGCAACCAUUGAUGAUUGUUGUUUGGAUCCAUUAUUUCAUUAGGGGUUGCAAAAUAGGGAUUUUCGGGUCCCAUCAAACCUCUUUGUCAUCUGUGAUUCUUCUAUAAAGAACUUAAAUGGGACAGAUGGAAUAUUUAUUUUUAGAAUGAAUUAGUGCCCUGGCAAAGUCCAAAGGUGACAAAUGAGGUUUUUGGUUAUUUUUUUUUUUUUAAAGAUUUUAUUUAUCUAUUCGACAGAGAUAGAGACAGCCAGCGAGAGAGGGAACACAAGCAGGGGGAGUGGGAGAGGAAGAAGCAGGCUCAUAGCAGAGGAGCCUGAUGUGGGACUCGAUCCCAUAACGCCGGGAUCACGCCCUGAGCCGAAGGCAGACGCUUAACUGCUGUGCCACCCAGGCGCCCCAGAGGUUUUUGGUUUUUGAGCAGGGGUGUGACCCAACCAGUUCUUUGAACAGUGUGCUUGGAAUGGGUUGGAGCAGGAAGAGACUAUAUUUGGAAGACCAGAAUGCUGAGAGGCUGUGCCGGCCUGGAAAAAAUGGGUCAGAACCAAGAGGAGUUGGCAACUAAUUGUGAGGAUUAAAGAGCAGGUACACAGCAGACAUUACCUCCAGGCUUGUUUGAAGGCGAGUGGCUGGAUUAGGAUGCCAUUACAGGUAAUACAGACCUCAGUCAAAUUAAUCCCCAAAGAGCCACACAUACUUGAGAGCUAUUUUGUCUCACAUGUUUAUCUAUUAUACAGUUUUUCAUUGGAAUUUAAGCCAAUAGCGAGGCCACCACACGUCUGCCCACACGGUGAGGUGAACACUUAUGGGAAGUAAAAUGUGAGUUCUCAUGUGGAGACGCCAUGUUUGUGUUGCUGCCAGAAUACACAGGUGAAGAUGUAGAGCAGACUGUAGGAAACACACACUGGGGACACGAUGGAAAGGAUGGAAUCGUACGCAGAAUGACGUGUAUGUUAUCUGGAAGCAACCCCUGCAGCUCAACUUUGAAUCCAGGGGAUUGCCAAGGGAGAUCGUAUAGAGGAAAGCAGGCUGAGGGGCAAAGUAUGGCAGACAGUCCGUUCGGAUAUUUACUCUUUAUAUCGAAAUGUCCACCCAGUCCUCAAUGUCUGUGAUUCUGUAUGACUGUGGCCUAUUCCAAGCCUACAUUUCCUCAGAAAGGUCUCAGAUGAAGGGACUGAGGUCGAUUGAUGUACGGUGGCCUCGCUGUUAGUUUAAACUCUGACUAAAAACUGUGUAAUAGGUGAAACUGUGAGGCAAAUAUCUCUCAAAUAGGUGUGGCUCUUCAGGGGUUAAUUCAAGACCUGUAUCAGUUUUCUAUGUCUGCUGUAACAAAUUACCACAAACUUGGGGGCUGAAUACAACACCCAUUUAUUCUCUGACCAUUUUGGAGGCUGGAAGUCUGAAAUGAGUAUCACUGAGCUAAAGUCGAGGUGUUGGCUGGGCCGUGCUCCUCUGGAGGCUCCCACUCCAUGAGCCAUUGUUCACUGUUGCUUGACUAAGCCCCCACCACACAGGUCAAGUGUGUUCCUUGAACAAGGUUUUGCACUCGGUGGCUCUCUGCUAUGGUUUCUACCUAAUAUUCCCUUCAAAUCUUUUUUUUUUUAAUAAAAUUUUUCUGAGAUUUAAUUCACAUACAAUUCACCCAUUUAAACUACACAGUUCAAUGGUGUCAAGUACAUUCAGAGUUGUGCAGCCAUCACCACAAUUUUAAAACAUUUUUGUCACCCAAAAAGAAAACCCGUACCCGUUAGUGCUCAUUCCUCAUCUUCCCCCAAAGACUAAUCUACUGCUAAUUUACUUUCCAUCUCUAUAGAUUCGCCCACUCUGGACAUUUCAUUUAAAUGGAAUCAUACAAUAUGUGGUCUUUUUCACUUAGCAUGAGGUUUUCAAGGUUCAUCCAUGUUGUGGCAUGGAUCAGUACUUCAUUCCUUUUUAUUGCCAACUAAUCACCAAUUAUAUGGAUAUAUCACAUUUUAUUUAUCUAUUCAUCAGUUGAUGGACAUUUGGGUUGUUUCCACUUUCCUGCUAUUAUGAACACUGCUACUACGAAUAUUCAUGGACUAGUUUUAUGUGGACAUGUUUUCAUUUCCCUUGGGUUAAUACCUGGGAGUGGAAAGGCUGGGUCACAUUGUCACCCUUGUAACCUUGUGUAUCCAGGUUAUGUUAUGUUCAGGACCAAAUUCAGUGUGAUUUCAUAGUGUUCCACCAUCCCCACUCAGAAUGAAACUUCUCCCUAGGACUGCUAUUGUUCAGUACCUCAGUAUUAAGCUCACCAAUUUGCCUUGGAGCGCAGUAAUCCCUACAUGGCUCUUUCUGUGAAUUUCUGGAAAGCAGGGGCAGGCUCUCUCAUUUUUGUAUAUCCCAAGGCAGUGAGUGUACUGCCUUGCAUAAGGCAGGAACUCUGUAAGUGGUUUUGAACUGGUGGGAAAUAAAAGUAUUAAGAAUUUCAUAUGCUUAAAUCUACAAAAUGUGUCUAAUCCUAAAUAAUCUUCACUCUCAAAUUUCAACAAUUAAAUGGCAAAUAACACUUAAAAUAAAGGUGUUUAAAGCAAACCA